Molecule: messenger RNA, 267 nt
Organism: Penicillium cinerascens
Lineage: Eukaryota; Fungi; Ascomycota; Eurotiomycetes; Eurotiales; Aspergillaceae
Exons: 2
Coding region: 1-267 (88 amino acids)
Source: RefSeq, a predicted model, not a curated record
AUGGCCGCAGUCAUCGCCCACGUCGUCCGUCCUUCUAUCCGCCAUUUCUCCGCACACCGUCCUCGCCCUGACAGCCGCGCUUCCCGCGCAGUUGCUCUAUCCUGCCUGGUCUCCGGUGUUGUCCUUCCUUUUGUCCCACCUGCUCUCGAAAGCUCACGCCAAAGAAAGUCCGGCUCUCCCAAUAGCAACAAGCCCAACCCCCUCUCUCUGCUUCCACGCACGCUAGACCAGAUCCCCGCAAUGUGCGUAGAUGUGAUUUUGGUCUAA